AUGGGGCUGGUAGAUUCGGUAAAGGGUUUACCCGUACUCCUUCUCGUGGCACUCAUCUUGAUAUUGGUAGCCAAUCUGUUCAAUGGGAUUGCGUUUUCCACGACAGCAUGGGGAGAAUACUUCUCUUACAUCGCUAACUCCAAUGUAAUCGACCCAACGGCGACGUACACGAACGUGGGCCUGUGGCGUACCUGUACAGGAACACAGGUGACAUACGCCCUUGAUGGCCUUGGGGCAUGCAGUUAUACUGCUCUAGGAACAGCACAAGGUUGGAUGGCGUGUGUUCAGGCCAUGGCUGUGUUUGGAUUUGCCGGAAUCUUGGGUUCUUUGAUUUUAAUGAUGGCUUACCUACUGGGAGAAAAGAACGGUGACUACAUACUGCUAGCGGCCUUUAUCUGCAUAAUUACAGGCGUCUUGUAUUUUAUUGGGAUCGUCAUGUACGGCGCGAAGUUUUACAGCCCUGUGAUCACUUCGGGUUUUGGGCGCACCUUGUCCUGGUCAUUUGGACUUGCAGUGAUUUCCAUGAUCCUCGAGAUAGUAGCUGGUGUACUGCUUCUAUUGGGCCGGAAGGGUACCGCUACUUCGCCGUCCUAG
This is a messenger RNA of Liolophura sinensis, 594 nucleotides long. RefSeq lists its product as uncharacterized. Lineage: Eukaryota; Metazoa; Mollusca; Polyplacophora; Chitonida; Chitonidae. Bases 1 to 594 code for a protein of 197 amino acids. The transcript is spliced from 3 exons. Gene Ontology annotation, cellular component: membrane. The record is from RefSeq and is a predicted model, not a curated record.